Coffea eugenioides is the source of this 2067-nucleotide messenger RNA. Its product is annotated as pentatricopeptide repeat-containing protein At1g63330-like. The record is from RefSeq and is a predicted model, not a curated record. The transcript has 5 exons. Lineage: Eukaryota; Viridiplantae; Streptophyta; Magnoliopsida; Gentianales; Rubiaceae. Gene Ontology annotation, molecular function: protein binding. The coding region runs from base 1 to 2067 and encodes 688 amino acids.
AUGCAGCAAUAUCAGCCAAAAUGCUAUGAAUCUGGAAGUUUAAGGGACAAUAUUAGCGAUAUUGAUAAGCUGGAAAAUGCUUUGAGCUUGUACAAUCAGAUGGUCCCGAUGAGGCCUUUGCCUAGAGUUAUUCAAUUCAAUAAACUUCUGGCCCGUAUUAUUAAGAUGAAGCAUUAUCACUCAGCUAUUUCCGUUUUCAGAGACAUGCGUGGCAACAAGGGCAUUAUUCUAGUUGAUGAUUACACAUUGGGCAUGGGCAUUGACUGUUACUGCCUCGUGGGUCGAGUGGAUUUUGGAUUUUCUCUAUUUGGUGCCCUCUUGAAGCUUGGUUUUUUACCCAAUGCUACCACCUUUGGCACAUUACUCAAGGGGGAAGGAUCCUUGCAAGAUGCAGGAGAUGUAUUUGAGAUCAUGAUUCAGAGAGGUGAAAAUUCUGAUACAGUUAUAUAUAAUGUCCUGAUGAAUGGAUACUGUUUGCAGGGCCAAAUGGAUAAAGCAAGGAAAAUUUUUGACACCGUGGUUAAUAGGGGUGUGCAUCCAGAUAUUCUAAGCCACAGUACUCUAAUGAAUGGGCAUUUCAAGAAAAAUGAAAAUGAUAAGGCCAUGCAUCUCCUCAGGGAAAUUCCACAGAGAGGUUUGAGAGCUGACGUUGGUACAUAUAAUAUUGUCUUGCAGGGUUUGUUCAGGAUGGCAAGGUAUCGUUCUGCAAGAGAAGUAUUCGUUGAGAUGCAAGCUGUUUCCUUAACUCCUGAUUUUCAUACCUACUGUACAAUGUUGGAUGGCCUAUGCAAAUGUGGACAUAUUGAGGAGGCCCUGCAAUUCCUGCAGAAAAUGCAAUUUGAUGGAGUCAAACUUGAUAUAACUAUGUACAACAUCAUUCUUCAUGGAUUGUGCAAAAGUGGGAGGUUUCAAUGUGCAGGGGAUCUUUUCAAUAAUCUUUCUUUAAAAGGAAUGGAACAUAACGUGUCAACAUAUAAAACGAUGAUUACUAAUCUUUGUCUAAAAGGUUUGCUGGAUGAAGCUAAAGAGUUUUUUGUGAAGAUCUAUGAAUCUGGAAGUUUAAGGGACAAUAUUAGCGAUAUUGAUAAGCUGGAAAAUGCUUUGAGCUUGUACAAUCAGAUGGUCCCGAUGAGGCCUUUGCCUAGAGUUAUUCAAUUCAAUAAACUUCUGGCCCGUAUUAUUAAGAUGAAGCAUUAUCACUCAGCUAUUUCCGUUUUCAGAGACAUGCGUGGCAACAAGGGCAUUAUUCUAGUUGAUGAUUACACAUUGGGCAUGGGCAUUGACUGUUACUGCCUCGUGGGUCGAGUGGAUUUUGGAUUUUCUCUAUUUGGUGCCCUCUUGAAGCUUGGUUUUUUACCCAAUGCUACCACCUUUGGCACAUUACUCAAGGGGGAAGGAUCCUUGCAAGAUGCAGGAGAUGUAUUUGAGAUCAUGAUUCAGAGAGGUGAAAAUUCUGAUACAGUUAUAUAUAAUGUCCUGAUGAAUGGAUACUGUUUGCAGGGCCAAAUGGAUAAAGCAAGGAAAAUUUUUGACACCGUGGUUAAUAGGGGUGUGCAUCCAGAUAUUCUAAGCCACAGUACUCUAAUGAAUGGGCAUUUCAAGAAAAAUGAAAAUGAUAAGGCCAUGCAUCUCCUCAGGGAAAUUCCACAGAGAGGUUUGAGAGCUGACGUUGGUACAUAUAAUAUUGUCUUGCAGGGUUUGUUCAGGAUGGCAAGGUAUCGUUCUGCAAGAGAAGUAUUCGUUGAGAUGCAAGCUGUUUCCUUAACUCCUGAUUUUCAUACCUACUGUACAAUGUUGGAUGGCCUAUGCAAAUGUGGACAUAUUGAGGAGGCCCUGCAAUUCCUGCAGAAAAUGCAAUUUGAUGGAGUCAAACUUGAUAUAACUAUGUACAACAUCAUUCUUCAUGGAUUGUGCAAAAGUGGGAGGUUUCAAUGUGCAGGGGAUCUUUUCAAUAAUCUUUCUUUAAAAGGAAUGGAACAUAACGUGUCAACAUAUAAAACGAUGAUUACUAAUCUUUGUCUAAAAGGUUUGCUGGAUGAAGCUAAAGAGUUUUUUGUGAAGAUGUAA